AUUAUCAUACAAAAGGAAAUGGGAAGUCUAUAUGGAUCACAACUUAGAACAAAAAGCAUCUUUGAGGAUGAAAGCAUGAAGCUACGACAGCUGAAACUAGAGAAUCAGAGAGCUCUUCUGGAGAAGAAGCAGAGGAAGAAACGUCUUGAUCCCUUGAUGGUACAGCCAAAUCCUGAGGCAAAGCCGCGUAGGUCAAAACCCAAAGGGUGCGAGGAGCAGACUCCUUUAGUAGAAACUCCUACCCCUUUCCACAGUGAUGUUAUUUUACAUGGCAUUGAUGGACCAGCUGCUUUCCUGAAAUCGGAAGUGCAAGAUUUGGGGACCAAGCUCCAAACUCUGUCUGCUGGAUCUUCCAAAACAGAAGACAAUGCAGAUCAGGAAAAUGAUGGAGAGGCUCUAACAGACACAGCAGGCAAGCCAGAUCUGCAAGAAAUAUUACAGAAACGAGGAAUUUCAGGCAGUUUGAAUUUUGAUGAGGAGGACACAGAAGAUGAAGAAGCUAGUAAGAGACCAGCAUCUCAUUCAUCGUAUCCUGAAUCUGAGAGGCCUAGUUCUGCAACCAGUGAGAAAUCUUUUGCAGAAACAGGUGCUUCCUGUAGUCCAUCCCCUCAGGCAGAUGCACAGCUGGGAGAAGUAGAGAACUUGGAGGAUUUUGCAUUAUGCCCUGCACCCCGUGGUAUUACAGUCAAGUGUCGAAUCACUAGAGAUAAGAAGGGCAUGGACCGGGGCCUCUUCCCUACUUAUUACAUGCAUCUGGAAAGGGAUGACAACAGAAAGACAUUCCUUCUUGCAGGGAGAAAACGAAAGAAGAGCAAAACGUCCAAUUACCUCAUAUCAAUUGACCCAACUGAUUUAUCCCGGGAAGGGGAAAGUUUCAUUGGAAAACUCAGGUCAAACCUCAUGGGAACUAAAUUUACAGUCUAUGACCACGGAGUUAGCCCAGUCAAGGCACAAGGUCUAGUGGAAAAGGCUCAUACGAGACAGGAGCUUGCAGCUAUUUGUUAUGAAACCAAUGUGUUAGGAUUCAAGGGUCCCAGAAAAAUGUCUGUGAUCAUUCCAGGAAUGAAUAUGAAUCAUAAGCGAAUUCCAAUCCGUCCACGAAAUGAGCAUGAGAGUCUGCUGUCAAAAUGGCAAAACAAAAAUUUAGAGAACCUCAUUGAGUUGCACAACAGGGCUCCAGUCUGGAACGAUGAUACUCAAUCCUAUGUUUUGAACUUCCAUGGGAGAGUCACUCAGGCCUCAGUGAAGAACUUCCAGAUUGUCCAUGACAAUGACCCUGACUACAUUGUGAUGCAGUUUGGUCGCGUAGCAGAAGAUGUGUUCACUCUGGACUAUAAUUAUCCUCUCUGUGCUCUUCAGGCCUUUGCUAUUGGACUCUCCAGCUUUGAUAGUAAAUUGGCCUGUGAAUGAGAGACAACAGACUUGAAACAUGGAACUCACUCCCAUCCCUGCAUCUUGUUGUAAGAGUUCCAGGUGGAGUAAUGAAAAGCACAUUGGGGAUGGAAGGGAACUGGAGGACAGACUUCUGCAGGCUUAUUAGAAAGCAAAUACCAGGCCUCAGAGCAUUAUGGUAGUUGACGGUAGACCAUAUUAGGAGACUGUCCCAAGACUGAGCCGUCUCCGUAUGCAUUGUGGAAGAAAUACGGGUGAUGUUUUUGUCACCAGUGUUGAUUCUGCUUUCAGAAUCCUUGUAACAGAUGCUGCAUGAGAGCAGGCUAAGGAAUUUAGCCCACUAAUUGGAACCCCUUGCAGCUAGGAUUAGAAAAGUAAUGGUUUAGUGUUCAUAUACCUUGGAACUUCCACAGUGCCCCUGGAGAUGAUGCUACUGAUCUGAUCAGGAACUCUUGAGUUCCUGAUCAGAUCAAUUCAGAAAAAAGGAGGACAGUUAUUGGCAUGUGUUCUCUUUUGCCCUGUGUAGCAUUUUGCUGUCUGUUACAACAGUCAGACACAGAAGGAUUCAUGUUAUGGCUCUGUGCAACCGUAGGUAAUGUUCAACAAAUACAGAGCUGGAAUGAGACACUGGCUCUAAUAAAACACUUUUCUCUUACUCUGUGGAAUGAUUCUCUGUUAAGGCUGAUAGUCCAGUUCCCUUUCAUUAUUGAUUUGCUCCAUAUCCCUUGAUGGUCUUUUUACCAAAUAAAGAACAAUCAAAUCUCAAACGUUCCCUUUUUAGUUGGUGAUAUUAUAUCCAUUGCUGUUUCUGUUAUUCUUAACCAUGUGAAAAAUGAGACUGAAUAGAUGAUAGAAUCUGACUGAAUUUGGCAGAAGGUAGUAUUGUAACAAUAUACAGUACUAUUCCUGAAAAGCAGUGUUCUGAUUGAUUGAAUCUAGGCUGUAAGCUGAUCAGAAAUAUUUUUAAUUUGUCCAUUGUUUGUAAAAUUUGCUACAUUUUUAGGAAUAAGUUAGUGACUGAUUUCAUUUUCUUAACAUGAGAUUAUCUCACGUCAUGACAUAUUAAAGUAGAAUUUAUAUAAAUAAUUUUAACCUGACUGUAAGAAGGCGUUACCUCAAAAGGAGAUUACAAGUGUUUUCAAAGGCAUCAGUUAGUUUAAAAAAAUCAAUAAAUGUAUCACGGGGCUUUGCAAUGUGUCCUUCCAGUGUUCCAUUUUUAAUGGUGGAUGUACAAUAUGGAGACUGUAGGUCACAGCAUGGAACGCUUCUUGAUCCAUAUGGCCUUGAUUCAUCAGAGUGAAUUGCGGCACACUGUGGCAUGUCAGCCUUGUAGUGUACACGUCUGCUGUGUACUAAAGCAGAGAACAGUUACUAUCUUGCCUGUUUCGUGGCCAUUAUGCAUAUGCAUGAUGAUCCUGGAAAACUCUGCCCCUCUACUGAGACAAGAAUAGGUGUUCUCCAGCUUUGAAUAUUGUCAUUGUCGGUAAACUAACUCUGUUUCAAGCUCCAAAGAGCCUGAUGUAUUGCUUUUGGUCUCCGGAGUUUUUGCAGUGGUAGAUAUCACUUGCUCUUCCAAAAUAAUGAAACUUUGUGAAGACAUUUUCUGAUAUUGCCAGGAAAAAAAAAAGAUGGUAAUCAUGUGUAAACUCUGUAUUUAGCUGUAAAUUAUGAAUUGAUGCUGAGAACUCCAGCUCGCUUAUCUCUCAGAUGCCCAUUCUGCAUUAGCUGGUGAGCCAUUGUCUUGAGAUGAUCUCAUCAGCAGAGCAGUCCUGAAGAGAACUUGAAUCAUGGAUCUCUUUUGUGCCUUCACGUACCUCCUGCUUAUCAGGCUGGGGACAAGACCUGGCAGUGUUUUCCAGUUGUGCUCUUCUGAGUUCUUGGCUGAUGGCUCUGCAUUGCCUCUACCCAUCCAGAAAAACUAAGUCAGUCUGUUACCUGUCUGUCUAUUUUUCUGACUAGGACUGUGAAAGAAACUGCCUUAUGUUAGUUUGGGGUGACCUGAAGGUAGAAUGCUAAUUUCCAAGUCAAGAUUUUUUUUCUCUGUGCUCAGAAGGCCACAGUAGCAUCCCUUUACUCACCCUUUCAGUUAGGCUUGUGAGCAGUGGCUCUUCAAGCUAUCUGUUGACAUCAAAUGAUCCUAGCAGGGUCAGGGCCUCUGGGUCUCAGUCAAAUUAUGCAGACAGAUGAACUGAUUCAGUGCUCUUUUAUCAGAUACUGUUUUACAUGAAUUGUAUUUAUAACUUUUAUAUCUAAAUGAAAAUAAACUAAU
Molecule: messenger RNA, 3661 nt
Organism: Gymnogyps californianus (California condor)
Lineage: Eukaryota; Metazoa; Chordata; Aves; Accipitriformes; Cathartidae
Gene: TULP3
Product: TUB like protein 3
Exons: 11
Biological process (GO): protein localization to cilium
Cellular component (GO): cilium
Source: RefSeq, a predicted model, not a curated record